This is a messenger RNA of Astyanax mexicanus (Mexican tetra), 3157 nucleotides long. It is a transcript of the gene tgfb1b, whose product is annotated as transforming growth factor, beta 1b. The transcript has 7 exons. The record is from RefSeq and is a predicted model, not a curated record. Lineage: Eukaryota; Metazoa; Chordata; Actinopteri; Characiformes; Acestrorhamphidae. Bases 1693 to 2838 code for a protein of 381 amino acids. Gene Ontology annotation, cellular component: extracellular region. Gene Ontology annotation, biological process: transforming growth factor beta receptor signaling pathway; regulation of cell population proliferation; SMAD protein signal transduction. Gene Ontology annotation, molecular function: cytokine activity; type II transforming growth factor beta receptor binding; growth factor activity.
GAUGUGUUGCAGAUGUUUUAGUAUGCUCAUUUCCUGCGUGGUUACAGCAAAAAGAAAGCUGAAAAACACUUGUGGUUUACUGAGUCGGUUGUCCUGCACGGAACGUUGCGCUUUCACAAAUCAUUUUCUCUUCGGCUAGCGACUGUUACAGGAACGAGGAGCAAGCUAAGAUGAGGGUAAAAGGAACAGUGUCUCUUUUACUUUAAGUGUUUCUUUCAGAGGUGCAAUGUGCGAUUCAAAAGCAGUAGAGUGUUUAGCAGAAAAUGUGCAACCUCCUUAAAAUAGCUUAACUUAACACAGGAACCUUCAUGGCUUUUGAUGUGUCAGUGUUCUCCUCUGCUCGUAUUUUCUGUUCGAGGCUGCAGAAACCUUCCUGUUUGUGUUACAAACUGUAACACAGUGUGUGUCUGAAUUUAGGUAGGUGCUGAGAUGGGGGACAGUGGUAGGGUGUUGUGGCGUAUUGUCAUCCUGUCCUGUUUAUAUCCGAGUUCCUCUUAGUUGUUGAACCAAUGGCUGAUGAGACAAGAAUAAGAAGGGGCGGGGAGGAAGAAGGGAGCUUUGCUCUUUUUUUUUUCUGAGAGCAGAAGGCUUGUGUUGUGGGUCUGAGUGCAGCUGGCGUAAUGUUUGGGUGUCUCUGAUUCUAAUUCUCUGUGGAAACCUCCUUGCCUUCUUGGGACACUACUGUUUGUUCACAGCUUGAAAUUAGGAAGCUCCCUGUGGGAGCUGAUUCUGUCUUUUGACUUUUUGAAGAGAAGAGUCUGGGAGAUUGAGAUGCGUUUGAGAGAUUUGAGAGGUUUGAUCUAAUUGGAUUGGUAAUUUUGGUUGUUUCAGUAAUUUGUGGAGAGGAUUAGCUUUUUAUAACUCAUGUGAUCUGAUCUUGUGAAAGGCUGUAUUGACUAGUACUGGUUUUGUGUUUUAUCCCAGACUCUGGGGCUCUUGGGACUCUUCUAAUGGUGCUGGAAACUAUGUUGGUUUGAUGUGAGAGCACAAGUAUGUGAGCGCUGUAUAUUUUGCACAGUGUUUUGUCCAGCAGUCUUGUGUGGCAGUCUAGAGUGCCUUAUUAAGACUUGUGAGUAUAAACUUCUGAGUUGUACACAGCUUGUUAGCAAGUCUGAUUGGGCAAUUGCUUGGUGGUAAAGGAAGUGUUGUGUCACUUUGUUAAGCUAUCCUGCUUCCUUUUCCUCUUUCACUCCUUUAGGUUAAGUUUAGACCACAGCAAGGGUUGUGAAGCCAGCACUGAGACAGAAAAAAAGAGGAGUAGCUCCAGUUAGCUGUCAUGUACAGUGAUGUAUUGAAAUUUUGGAGUCACGGGGGUGAGUCGUGCCCUGUGUUCUGCAGAUAAUGUGUGGUAACAAGUGAGGUUUCCUCUAGUUUAUUGUGUGGCAGCAUGUUGGAUCCCUGAGAGCUCAUUUGGGAGUUUGUCAGAUCCAGCAAGGCUGCCUGCCAGCAAGACAGAUAUGGGCAGCAAUUUCUCAGCGGUGUAGUGACUCUGAUCCUGACCCCGGAGCUUGGAACUCAAGAAAAGGCGCCUCUGGCCAAUGGAAAUUUUGUGUUGGAAUACUGAAGCGGAAUCAGCAUCCAGAGUGCGUACGCUUUAAGUCUAUAGCAGACCGUUUUCCUCCUCGACCUCCCUCAAACAGCGCCGAGCUUUCCUCAGGACCUAAAUAUACCCUACGAAGCCAUCUGCGGAGGAUGAAGGCGCAGGCUUUGAUCCUGGCACUGCUGUGCCUGCUGCAGUCUGCAUCCCACAGUGACGCUCUGUCUACUUGCAAGCCUUUGAACUUGGAGCUGGUGAAACAAAAGCGGAUCGAGGCCAUCCGAGGGCAGAUCCUCAGCAAGCUGCGUCUGGCCAAGGAGCCGGAGGUGGACGAAGAAAAGGAGACAGACGAGGUUCCAGAAGAAGUGCUGUCCGUCUACAACAGCACGGUGGAGCUGAGCGAGGAGCUGACGCAGAACACCGCAAGCAUGGCUUCUGAGGAGGCAGAGGAGGAGGCAUAUUAUGCCAAGGAGGUUCACAAGUUCAACAUGACCCGGUGUCCAAAUGACACUGUGAUGGUGUUCAACAUCACAGAAAUAAAGGAAGUUCUGGGCCUAGAGCGCAUGGUCUCCCAAGCAGAGCUCCGUUUUCACAUCAAGGACGUGAAACUGACGGGUGGUGCAGAGCAGAGGCUGGAGCUGUACCAGGGCGGCGGGGACAAAGCUCGCUACUUGAGUUCGUAUUUCAUCACUAGUGAAUCGAAUGAAAAGUGGCUGUCUUUCGAUGUAACACACACCCUGAAAGAGUGGCUACAAAAACCUGAGACGGAGCAAGUGUUCCAGAUGAAGUUGCACUGUGGGUGUAAUGAACCUGUUCAAAAUCGUCUCUUCACUAUAUCAGGUAUUCUCACAGGUAGAGGAGACAAAACACCCCUAUAUAUCAUGAUGCCGAAGAAGCCCCACAUUCUGGUGAUGUCGCUGCCCGUGGAGCGCCACAGUCAGCUCAACUCCAGGAAAAAGCGCCAAGCUGCAGCAGAACCUGCUUGCUUUGAGCAGUCAGAGAACUGUUGCGUGAGGAAGCUUUAUAUAGACUUCCGGAAGGAUCUGGGCUGGAAAUGGAUACAUGAACCAUCUGGAUAUUAUGCAAACUACUGUAUUGGCUCUUGUUCCUAUGUAUGGAACACAGAAAAUAAGUAUUCACAGGUAUUGGCACUGUACAAACAUCAUAAUCCUGGAGCAUCAGCCCAGCCGUGCUGUGUGCCUCAGGUCCUGGAUCCACUACCCAUCCUUUAUUAUGUGGGAAGGCAACAUAAGGUAGAACAACUGUCAAAUAUGAUUGUUAAGACCUGCAAAUGUAGCUGAAUGGACCUCAUGGUUUUUCAUCUCUCCCUGCUGAGCAGUAAGGAGAAAAGACAGCAUGGCACUGAAGCAGCCAUAGGUACAGAAGAAGAACUUUAAUGAUUGGACAGUAAAAUGUAAAGAGAUGGACUCUAUUUCAAUGCUUUCAGUUUGAGAUUCCAAUGUUCCAGUGAUCAAUUACAUUGUAAAGUGAGAGUUGCUACUAUAUAGAGCAUUCUCUGGUGAGAUGUUGUCAGUGUGUUUGUGUGUGUGCAUGGCUGCGUCCAUCCAAAUCCAUUGUUUUAUUAAUAAACUACAGCUCUGGAAAAAAUUAAGAGACCAA